AUACAUGUACCGGUACGAUGUUGGUACGUGUUACUACAAUAAUCACUCCACCCAAAAAGAUGACCCCAGCCAGACCCACACAGGCAACAACAUCGAAGUGGAAGCUCUGCGUACCGUACCAUCAGCGGCCAAGAAUAGAUACGUAGUUUAGCAGCAUAAGUUUCGGAUUUCGACUAUAGGAUCCAUCAGCUAGCUACCGGUAGAUCAAGAUGGUGCGUGGAAACUGGCAGAAACGGGUCGAAACUGCCGAUGCACGGCGCAAAGAGGCCAAGCAGCGAAAACAUCGGUCCGAGGAGAAACGAAUCUUCAAGGGACAGGCACAGGAAAUGUUAGCACUUUUGGAUCGGCAGAUGGACGCUAUACGACGAAGCUCGUCUGCUUCGGAAGGCGGAAGUUCAACGAGUUGCUGCUGGAAACUCCAUCUUUGGGUAGAUUCAUUGCCCUCCGAGAGUCCUCCAUUUCUGGACAGCAUGAUGAUGGAAGAAGACGAGGGUGGUACAGGCAAAUCCAACCGACGAGCCCGAUCUUCCUCCAUUGAAGACAGCAAUGCAGCAACCAACAAGGGAAAAAAGAAAGGAAGAGGUCGCUCGGGAUCCUUUCAACAAGAUGGCAAGAAAGUUCAUCCCCGAAGCAAGGAGGCAGAAACUGAGAAAGAAGAAUCCAGAUCGGCUGGACCUGUGCUUUGCAGAUCUCAAUUCUUUCAUGGGAAAUGUCUGAACGUGCAAAAACCUGGAAAGAAAGGAGGUUGUCGAUGUGCUCACUACAACAACAAGCAGUUAAAGACCUUGGCAGCUGUCUUGGUCGACAAUAAACAAAAGGGAGGACCCAAGACAGAGAAGGACGCAAUAGCACAAGCCGAAGAGGCCUGCGAAGCAAAUACCCCCCAAGAAAUCACGGAGUCUGACCCUGGAGGAAUGGAAGUGGUGUAUUACUUGUUACUUCCAAUACCCUCCAACAUUGGAACGGUUGUCGAAGACGGCGAUGAGUCUUCCCGAAACACAAUCAGCGACCUCACCACGGAAAAGCUUGCUUCCAACCAAAUUGGCAUUGGAAGCAUUGUAUACUUGGCAAUAUCGUCUCCAUCUCGAAAUAUCUUGCUAUACGAUCGAAAUAGAGAAGGGCUGGUCAUUCAAGAAUUUACGGUGGACGUCUUGGGGUCGUCUGGCGACGGAUCUACUGGAGAAUCUAUUGAGGCUGAUGACAAGCUGAAUGCUGAACAUUUGCCAGUGUCCAUCCUGGAACACAUAUUUCAAUAUCUAGAGGCUCCAGCCGUUGCAUCAGCAGCACAAGUGUGCACAUCUUGGCACAGAGAAAUUCGACAUGCAUCGCCUAAUCUUUGGAGACACCUACUGAAUCAGAGAGAUUGGCCAUUCCCGUUGGAUGCGUUGGAGGGUCACCUGAUCGACGGGAGCUUGCAGGAUCAGGAACAAGCUGCAAGUGCCUCUGGUAUUCUACGAGAUGAAUUCAUCAAACACUACUCAGUCCUCCGAGAUAUGAAAGCUCUCCAACAAGCCAUGACAGGCCUCUUGACUAGAAGACCAACAGAAGAGCGUGAGAUGUCCUUUCAGGCAUUCUCAACCAGAAGAGGAGCGCCUCAAGCCCCCAACAACUGUGUCACCGUGGAGAUAUGGGGACCCAACCAGGUCCUUGCUGCCUACUCGAACGACUGUACUUUGCGGCUCUUUCAGGCGGUUCCUCGGAACAUUUCCGCAGCAGGGCACAGCAGCCAACAAGAAAAAUCUUGCCGCGAGCUGGUGUGUCACAGUAUAGAUCCCUACUCCCAUACAAAGAAGAAGAGCUGUUUCAUGGAAGCAAUGGGCUUGGACGAAGACGUUGUUGGUUGCUUGUGCAGCGUUUCGGAUGAUUCAUGUGACACCAAGACUCCGCACAUCUUGGUCAUUCUGAGCCGUGAUGAUCUCCUCGUGGUUGACGCCAGCAGUGACACUGCAGGGCGUACUUCGGACGAGCCGGAAUCACUGAGAGUGAUUGAUGUGGAAGAGGCCGUCUUGAACUACGUCCUCAGUUUGGACCACGUAGAUCAUCGGUUGCUGCGCCUUCAUGACUUCCUAGCACUGGGAGGCGAUUCGGAUGAAGUGGAGUUCAUUGUUUCGCAGAGUAUGGCCGCGUGUGGCUAUGGUCGGUUCAUGGUUGAGGUGGCAAUCAGCAUUCCCAUGAACGCGGACGAUGAAAAUGAUAACGACGACGACAACCUUGGAGAUGGCGUGUUACUACUUGACAGAAAGCUAUUCUUGUUCUCUUCAAGUGUUGGUGCUAUUGUUUGGAUGGGAGAUAGCAAUCCACCGAAUGUUCCGUUGCCGCCGAGACUUGAGGACAUGACUUUGGCAUGCAUCCGGAGGGCCAUACCUGGGGGCGGUACCCGUAGCUCCUGCACCGUCGCUGCCGUGUCGCAUGCACUUGCACCGCUUGUCAUGAGCUGUGAAAUCGAUCAUAGCGGCCACAUUGAGGGAAAUUUUCCGCUUGGUUCUGUGGAAUGGAGUCAGACAGAAGUGGCAUUGGAGGAAGGCUGGAAUUCAAGGUCGGAAGGCAAAAGACCCAUCCUUGUGACGCCUACGGAUGUUGUAGUCGGCGAUAGUCUCACCAGGCAGUUGGAUGGAGCUGCCAAUAGGGAAUACAAGUCUACAAUCACAUUUUACUCUCGAUUCCCCGAUGCGCUUCAAGAUGGAAUGGAUCCGAUAUCAAAGCUGAUGGUUGGAGAGAACUGCAUCAUUGACCGAAUGGCAGCCUUCCGAGAUGAUUACGUAGUGAUGUUGGUUCGUUUCUUCACGGAAACUGGCUUUGCUGCAGUUGAUGGUGGCGGCGGGCAUUGGGGAGGCGAAAAUCGAGUGGCCAGAGUCUACGCACUGACGAUCCACGUUCCCAGCCGACGCGAGAUUGAACGCUUGUGUCUGUACGAAGAUUUUGGACUAAACAAGCUGAACCUGGUUGUCAGUGACGAUACUGUUGCGUGUGGCGCAUGGUUGAAAGGGCUGAUCAUGACUGGCGCUGAUGUACGGUCGGUAAGGCCAACCAGUAAUUCUGUCCUUGUCAUGGAUGAAGCAUCGACGCCGAAAUCGGCAAAGAAGAAGGGCAAGCAUAAGCGUCAGUCCAAAGGAAGUGGCAAAAAAGACGGAUUCGCUCGAGGCAUGAGUCUCCGUGGAUAAGUUUCUUGCCCCCAAUGUCAUCCUUGCGGAUUCAGCCACGACUAGAAGCGGAUAUGACAUGCACGGUUGUUUGGCAAUGACGAGUCAACAGCAUGAGGAAGUUAUAGCUCGAGACAGUGAUUAUUACUAGCUAGCUAGUGAAUAGGAAUAGACUAGCGUGUUGUUCUCUUU
Molecule: messenger RNA, 3332 nt
Organism: Seminavis robusta
Lineage: Eukaryota; Bacillariophyta; Bacillariophyceae; Naviculales; Naviculaceae
Source: the annotation of a GenBank genome assembly